Molecule: messenger RNA, 1451 nt
Organism: Nicrophorus vespilloides
Lineage: Eukaryota; Metazoa; Arthropoda; Insecta; Coleoptera; Silphidae
Product: putative mediator of RNA polymerase II transcription subunit 29
Exons: 8
Coding region: 26-1378 (450 amino acids)
Molecular function (GO): odorant binding
Source: RefSeq, a predicted model, not a curated record
CGAAUCGCCAUUUAGAUAGUUCGAAAUGAUGAAAACAUUGAUAAUUUCAUUAAUGUUAAUGAAUGUUUUUUGUGAAGAUUCGUUUUUUAAGAACGAUCAGAAAGUGUUGGAUAUUAAGGAUGAAUGCGCCAAGAGGUAUAAAAUCAAUAAAAAUGAAAUGGAAAGUGUAGAUGUGGGGAAUUUGGAGGACGAGCAGACUUUUAAGAAGGAUAAUGUCAUGUGUUAUUUGGAGUGUUUGAUGGAGAAGAGUAAGAUUAUGACGAAUAGUCCACCGACGAUGAAGAAUUUGUUGGAAUUGCUGGAAGUGCCGAAGGGCGAUAAUCGAGUUGUCAUGAACGCGAAUAAGUGUUGGCAAGAGAGUAGAAAGAUGACUGAGGUUUGCAGAUGCGCGUUUGCUUUCUACGAAUGUAUGGUUAAUGAGAGGAGAAGAGAUGAAGGCGAUGGUAUAACUAAAUCCAAAUACACUCAGUUUAAAUCUGAAGGAUCUUCGAAAACUGGUUUGUAUUCUACAAUAACUGGAAACGAUCAUUCUUACAAAAAGUCUAAAGAAAUUCUUUCAAAUUCAAUGAGUUCUACAAACAAUUAUUCAAGGAACAAUUCUAGUAAUGAUUCUACUAAAAACGGAAAUAAUUCACCCAAAAACCCUAAAGAAACAGAAUUGGAUAACUCAAAUAAAUCUACGAAUUCUACAAACAAAACAGGGAUGAAUUCUAGUAAUGAUUCUACUAAAAACGGAAAUAAUUCACCCAAAAACCCUAAAGAAACAGACAUGGAUAAUUCAAAUAAAUCUACGAAUUCUACAAACAAUACAGGGAUGAAUUCUAGUAAAGAUUCUACUAAAAAUGGAAAUAAUUCACCCAAAAACCCUAAAGAAACAGACAUGGAUAACUCAACUAAAUCUACGAAUUCUACAAACAAUACAGGGAUGAAAUCUAAUAAGGAUUCUACAACAAAUGGAAAUAAUUCACCCAAAAACCCUAAAGAAACAGAUAACUCAAAUACGAAUUUAACCGCAAACUCUACGAGUGAUUCAAAUAAAUCUACAAAAAAUGAUUCAGGGAUGAAAACUAUGAAUUCUACAAAUAACGCAGGUCAAAAUUCUAAUAAGAACGGCAACGAAAUGCAGCAGAAUUCUUCCAAUAAUUCAGAAAUGAAAUCUUCAGUUAACAAUUCUAGUAAGAAUGAAACAGGGAUGGAUUCUUCCAGUGGUUCUAAAGAAGCAGGAAUGAAACAAAUCAAUUCUACAAAUGAUGCAGCUAUGAAAUCAAUGGAGAAUGGAAAUAAAUCUACGCAGAAUAGAUAUUCUUCCCAAAACGGAAUGAAUUCAAGAGAUAAAUCAACUAUGAAUAGUAUGAACAAUUCGCAGUCUGGUAGAUGAAUUACGUAAUUGACGUUUAUUCGAAUGCGUCGUAUGCAACCAACAUUGCUCAAUAUGUAAUUUGUUUUGCAUA